UCGGAAGAACGGAGACUUGGAGACCGGAUCGCACGCGGCGUAUGACAACCCUCACUUCCUUCCCGAUGACAGCCUCGACGCACCUGACGGAGUGGCUGGCGCGCGGCGGGAGGUGCCAGCGCCGCCAACAGAAGCAGUCACGUGGCACCGGAGAAGAGCAUGUCCACCCUGGAGAAGCUGGUUCAGGCGUGCGCUCAGGUGGUUCUCGUAACAAUUCCCCAAGACGCACGGUGGACGACUCCCAUCUGACGGAGCCGUCGGUGGUGGCGGUGCCCUUGCGCGGCCACGACUUCACUGGACUCGGGUUCAACAUCUACGGCAACAUGAGGGACGGGGUCUUCGUGAAGGACGUGCUCCACCGCGGCCCCGCCUCGGAGUCGGGCAAGAUCAGUCCAGGUGACCGCCUCCUGGGGCUGGCGGUGAGCACGGAGCACAUGGUUCACGAGGACGCCCUCACGCUGCUCUCCUACGCGUCCCCAUACCCGGUGCUGCUCCUGCUGGAGAAGUCCGCGCAGGGGGCCGAGCGACGCCUGCCUUCCGCCACGUCCGGCCGCCCUGUCCAUCCGUUCUACAGGAGCCAGUCCAUUGACGAUCUAGCGAAGAUCGGCAAGGCGGACAUGUCGCGAGUGAGGGCCGCCCGGCUGUCCGGCGCGCGGACUUCCAAGACAGAGGUGUCUCGCCCAGACCUCGUGGGCGGGAUGGAGCUGCCACGCCUUAGCUUGAGCUCGGGUAUAGGCACGGGCGUGACUGCAGGCGCGCGGGUGGAUGCUAGUCUUGUACAGAGAGAAGCGCCGGAACGACACUCCGAACGUGCCAUUGACGUGCCAGGCGCCGACGUCCGGAAGCCGACGGCGCGGGCUGAGGGUCCCGCGGUUCACGCCGAUGCCAAAGCCGACUCAAAGUUAAAAUUCGGCAUCAAAGUCUUGCCAGAUUUGACAGGAAGAGUUCCUAAGCGUGACCUCGACCUCGAAGCUGGAGGAGAACUAUCAGCGGAGGGUCCUUCGCUCAACCUUCAGCAACCUCGCCUAGAUCUUGAAACCGAAAUGGAAACUCCCUCGACAGGAAUUGAGGCCGAGGGCUUCGAUGGGGCCAACAAGAAGCCAAGUGGCAUCAAGUUCGGCGUCAAACUGCCACAGAUGAAAGUUAAGGCCGGCCAAGGUGACUUAGAUGUUCCCGAUGCCACGGUUAGGAUGCCAAACAUACCCGAAGGUGAGGUAAGACUCGGAGUUGAAGAUAACCUUAACAUCAACAUGCCAGACGUCGAACUCGAUGGAAGAGGCGUGAGCAAGGUCUCACUCGAACCCAAGACAGACGAUGAAAAGCAGAAGGCCAAGGGUUCCUUUGGCAUCGACCUGGACUUCAAGGGCUUUGGACGGGGCCAGGAAUCGAACUCUGAACACAAGGACGAAACUGACUCCGAUAGAGAAACUGGAAAGUCAAAAGGUUUUGGCAAUAUGAACUUUGGUCUCGACUUCAAGGGACUGAAGAGAGAUGACGAAGUUGUCUCAGACGAAGAGAAAGUCAAGUCUAAAGGUAAUAUUGGGCUUAGCAUUGACACUCCAGACCUCCAGAUGCCAAAUGUAGAGUUUGAACACAAAGUAGGCAAUGUAGAAAACAUUUCAUCAAAGUCUGAAAAAUCAGGAUUCGGGAUCGACUUCAAGGGCCCUGAAUUUUCCAUGCCCAAGCUUGACCUUCAAGGACACACCAAAAGCAAGGGUGAAGGCGAUCAGGCUGGGCUCACCUUGAAUGCUCCUGAUGUGAACUUACCUGACGUGAGUUUCAACAAGACGUUGGAAGUCGAAGGAGGAGCAAGCGCUGACGGCAUGAAUGUUGACUUAAAGGGUCCAAAAGUUGACCUUUCUCUGCCAGAGGCUGACCUAAAGGUUAAGGGCAACGUGAAAACAGAUGCAGAAGCUGAGGUUGAUGCAUUUAAGAAAGGGGGCUUUAGCUUUGGCCUGACAGGUCCAGACAUCAACCUUCCUAGCUUUGGCUUGGGCGGGCGAAGUGACGAAGAAAAGGACUCAGAUGGAAAGAAGAGCAAAAAGGAAAUUGAAGGCGAUGGAAAAGAUCUGUCGCUAGGUAUUCGAGGGCCUGAUAUUACCCUACCGAGCAUGAGCCUAAAAGGUGGCGCAGAGCCAGUUCUAGAGGAAGUGAAUGUAGAAGUAGAAGAAGGUGGGAAAAAGAAGAGCAAAAAGAGUAAGAAGGGCUUUAGUUUUGGAUUCAAAGCCCCUGAUUUCAGUCUUCCGGGUAUGAAUUUCAAGGGGCGUGGAGAGGACAGUGAUAACGACGAAAGCAACAGCUCUGAGAGUGAAAAGAAAGACAAGAAGAGCAAAAAAGGCUUUAGCUUUGGCCUGAAAGGUCCUGAAGUGAAUGUCCCGAGUGCUAACCUGAAACUUCAGGGUGAUGCCUCCAUGCCAGACGAAGGAAAGGACUCCGAUGACGAGGGAAAGAAGGAGAAAAGGAAGAGCAAAAAGGGCUUCAGAUUUGGCUUGAAGGGACCUGACGUGAACAUGCCAAACGUCCAGGUUCACGCUGAGGCAGAUGUAGAUAAUGACGACGUGAAAGAUAAGAAAAAUAGGAAGGGAUUCUCCUUAGGAUUAAAGGGUCCUGAGGCAAACGUCAACCUUGGGGCUAAAGGCAUCGAGGGAGAAGGCUUUGACGUGAAAGGACCAAAUGUAAACAUCCCUGAUGUUAGUCUGUCUGGUGGUUUGGAUGUUGGAGACAGAGAAAAGCCAGAUGGAGAAGACGAUAAAGAAAAGAAAUCUAAGAAAGGAUUUAGCUUUGGGUUUAAAGGACCUGAUGUCAGCUUACCGAGCAUGAGUAUUAAGGGAAGUGCAGAAGGAAGUGAAAAAGAGAAAGAGAUAUCUGAUGAUGAAGAUGGAAAUGACAAAACCAAAAAGAACAAGAAAGGCUUCAGUCUCGGAAUAAAAGGUCCUGAUUUCAAUAUGCCUAGUAUGAGUUUCAAAGGAAAUGCAGAAGGUGAAAAUCAAAAGGAAGAAUCAGACGAUGAUGGGGAUAAGGAUAAGAAAUCCAAGAAGGGAUUCAGCCUAGGAUUUAAGGGACCCGAUUUCAGCCUACCAAGCAUGAGUUUAAAGGGAGAAAAGGGAGACAACGAAUCCGACGAUGAUGACGAUGACAAUGAGAAAAAGGCGAAGAAGGAGUUUAGUCUUGGACUGAAGGGACCUGAUUUUAAUCUCCCUAGCCUGAGUCUGAAGGGAAGUGCCGAGGGAGGAAAUAAGGAAAAGGAUGAGUCUGAUGAUGAAGAAAGCAUCAAAGACAAGAAGUCCAAGAAGGGCUUUAGUCUUGGACUGAAAGGACCUGACUUCAGUAUGCCCAGUAUGAAUAUCAAAGGUGGAGUAGAACAUAAUGCUGAAGGGGCGGAAGCAGAUGAUGACGAAGAUGAAAAGAAAUCAAAGAAAGGGUUUAACUUUGGAUUCAAGGGCCCUGACAUCAGUCUGCCUAGCAUGAAUAUCAAGGGCAGUGGAGAAGGUGACAAGGGAGAAGAAUCUGAUGAUGAGAGAAACAAGGACAAGAAAUCAAAGAAAGGGUUUAACUUUGGAUUCAAGGGCCCUGACAUCAGUCUGCCUAGCAUGAAUAUCAAGGGCAGUGGAGAAGGUGACAAGGGAGAAGAAUCUGAUGAUGAGAAAAACAAGGACAAGAAAUCAAAGAAAGGAUUCAGUCUUGGCCUGAAGGGACCAGACUUCUCGAUGCCAAGCAUGAGCCUCAAGGGAAGUGCAGAGGGAGACAAGGAAAAGAAUGAAUCUGAAGAUGAUGACGAUGAUAAGAAGAAGUCAAAGAAAGGUUUUAAUCUUGGAUUCAAAGGGCCUGAUUUCAGUCUUCCCAGUAUGAGCCUCAAAGGAAGUGUAGAAGGAGACAAUAAGGAAGCAAAUGAGUCAGACGAUGACCGUGAAGAUGGAAAGAGUGGAAAGUCAAAGAAAGGUUUUAACCUUGGAAUCAAGGGACCUGACUUUAAUCUGCCCAGCAUGAGUCUCAAAGGAAAUGUAGAAGGAGGAAGUAAUGAAAAGGAACAACCAGACGACGAUGAUGAUGAAAGUGGCGACAAGGAUAAAAAGUCUAAGAGAGGCUUUAAUCUUGGACUGAAAGGUCCUGACUUCAGCUUACCCAGCUUUAGCAUGAAAGGAAGUGCAGAAGAAGGUGAUAAGACAAAGGAAGAAUCUGAUGAUGAUGACGAAGACAGGAAAGGUAAAAAGUCAAAGAAAGGAUUUGGUUUUGGGUUCAAAGGCCCCGAUUUCAGCUUGCCAAGUAUGAGUAUCAGAGGAAGUGCUGAAGGUGUCGAGGAGAAAGAAGAAUCCGAUGACGAAGAUAAAUCCAAGGACAAGAAAUCCAAGAAAGGCUUCAGUCUUGGGCUGAAAGGUCCUGAUUUCAGCCUACCCAGCAUGAGCAUGAAAGGAGGUGCAGAAGGGGAGCAUGACAAAGAGUUGUCCGAUGACGAUGACACUGACGACAAAGGUAAGAGAGGUAAGAAGAGUUUCAGUCUCGGAUUCAAGGGCCCUGACAUUAACCUGCCAAGUAUGAGUCUCAAGGGAAGCGGAGAAGCUGGUGAAAAGGAAAAAGAUGAAUCGGACAAUGAUGAAAAUGACAAAAAUAAAAAGUCAAGGAAGGGCUUCAGUCUUGGACUCAAGGGUCCUGACUUUAACAUGCCCAGCAUGGGUAUCAAAGGGAGUGGAAAAGGUGACAAAGAUAAGGAAGAUUCAGAAGAUGAUGAUGACGAGAAAAAGUCAAAGAAGGGCUUCAGUUUCGGAUUCAAGGGUCCAGAUUUCAGUUUACCUAGUAUGAACAUUAGAGGAAGUGGAGAAGGAGGCGAUAAGGAAAAGGCAGAAUCUGAAAACGACGAUGAUAAUGAUAAAAGCAAAAAAGGUUUCAACCUUGGCAUUAAAGGUCCCGACUUCAAUCUGCCAAGCAUGAGCAUCAAGGGCAGUGCAGAAGGAGACAACAAAGGAGGUGAAUCUGAUGAUGAUGAAAAACACAAGGAAAAGAAGUCCAGGAAAGGAUUUAGCCUUGGAUUUAAGGGCCCUGAUUUCAGUCUACCCAGUAUGAGUCUCAAAGGUCAUGGACAAGAUGAUGGGUCAGAGGCUAAGAACGAUAAGAGUGAUAGAGAUUUAAAUCUUGGAUUGGAGGGUCCUGAUGUCACUCUUCCAAAUGUAGAUUUGAAACUCCAUGGCGACGCUUCCUCUGGAGUUGCCUUGGACAAGGAGGAAAGUGAUGAUGAAAAACAAAAAUCUAAGAAAGGCUUCAGUUUUGGAUUCAAAGGCCCUGACAUAAACCUUCCUAGCUUUAGUCUCAAAGGCCGUGACCGAGGUGAUGGCGAAGAUGACUCAGCAGAUGAAAAAGACAAGGAAGGAAGAAAUAUCAAGCUUGGCUUAACAGGACCAGACGUUAAAUUACCAAGUGCCGAAGCAGACUUGGACCUAGAAUCUGACAAUGAAAAGAAAUCGAAGAAAGGGUUUAGCUUUGGCCUAAAAGGUCCUGAUCUGAGCCUACCAAGCUUCAAUCUUAGGGGCAAAGGAGACAAAGGUGAUAGUGACGAGGCACAGAGUGACGAAGACGAAAAUGACAAGAAGAAAUCCAAGAAAGGCUUCAAUAUUAACUUGAAGGGCCCCAAUUUCAACCUCCCUGACUUCAAGGUAAAAGGUCAUGGAGAUUUAGAAGGUUAUGAAGGGAAUCUACCAGAAAGUAGCAUCUCCAAGUCUGUGGAGGUAACUGGGCCAAAUAUUGAUCUUCCUUCUGUAGACCUCAAAGCUCAGGGACAAGUGGAAGAUGAUGACACAGUCAAAGGCAAAAAAUCGAAAAGAGGGUUCAGCAUGGGGCUCAAAGGCCCUGACUUCAGUCUACCCAGCAUAAAUAUCAAAGGAGGCAAGGAUGAAGAAGAGUCGGAUAAUGAUAACGAAAAUGACAAAGAUAAGAAGUCCAAGAAAGGUUUUAGUCUUGGCCUAAAAGGACCUGAUUUCAAUUUACCUAGCUUUAGCUUGGGAGGAAGUGCAGAAGCAGGCAGUAAAGAAGAAAAUGAAUCCGAUAAUGAAGAAUCAGAUAAGAAGUCCAAGAAAGGCUUUGGCUUUGGAUUCAAGGGCCCUGAUUUUAAUAUGCCUAGCAUGAGCAUUAGAGGUGGGGGAGAAGGUGAGAAUAUGUCCGAUGAUGACGAAAAGAAUAACGUUGGAAAAUCAAAGAAAGGAUUUAGUCUUAAGGGGCCUGAUCUUAACUUACCCAGCAUGAGUAUCAAGGGAAAUGCCGGACAUGAUAAAGAAGCUUCAGAUGAUGAUCGUGAAGAUAACAAAAGUGAAAAGACCAGAAAAGGCUUCAAUAUUGGCCUAAAAGGUCCCAGUCUCAACUUACCAAGCAUGAGCAUCAAGGGCAGUGGAGAAGGACGAGGGAAGGAAGAAUCAGAUAAUGAUGAUGAUGAUGUUAAAGAUAAGAAAUCUAAGAAAGGCUUUAGUCUUGGAUUCAAAGGACCAGACCUCAGUAUGCCAAGUCUGAGUGUCAAAGGAGGUGCAGAUAAUGAUAAAGAAGAGUCUGAUGAUGAUAAAGAUAAGGAAAAGAAAUCGAAGAAAGGAUUCAGUCUUGGAUUUAAGGGACCUGACUUUAGUCUUCCAAGCAUGAGCCUUAAAGGAAGUGCAGAUGACAAUAACACGAAAGACGAAACUGAUGAAGAAGAAAGAGAUAAGGAGGGAAAGUCAAGGAAAGGUUUCAGUCUUGGAUUAAAGGGUCCUGAUUUUAACCUACCUAGUAUGAGCAUGAAGGGAAAAAUGGAAGGGGAUCUUAAGGAUUCAGAUGACGAGAAAGACGAUGAUGAAAAGAAGUCUAAGAAAGGUAUUAGUCUAGGCUUCAAAGGUCCCGAUUUCAGCCUGCCGAGUAUGAGUAUUCGGGGCAGUGGAGAAGGUGGCAAGGAGCAGGAUGAAUCUGAGGAUGACGAGAAAAACAAAGAAAAGAAAUCAAAGAAAGGUUUUAGUCUUGGAUUCAAGGGCCCAGACUUCAGUCUACCUAGCAUGAGUAUCAAGGGCAGUGGGGAAGGAGGUGACAUGGAGGAAGAAUCUGAAGAUGAGAAAGACAAAGACAAGAAAUCAAAGAAAGGAUUCAGUCUUGGCCUGAAGGGACCUGACUUCUCAAUGCCAAGCAUGAGCCUCAAAGGAAAUGUAGAAGGAGAUAAUAAGGAAAAGAAUGAAUCUGAAGAUGAUGAUGACGAUGAUAAGAGUAAGAAAUCAAAGAAAGGGUUUAAUCUUGGAUUCAAAGGACCUGACUUCAGUCUUCCCAGUAUGAGCCUCAAAGGAAGUGCAGAGGCUGGUGAUAGAGAAGAAAAUGAGUCUGAAGAGGAAAAGGGUAAAAAGUCUAAAAGAAUUAAAAUUUCUAUUAAGGGACCUACUUCACCUACCAAGUUAAUGAGGUCGGAAGGAAAUGUAAAGACAAAAAGACCAAAAGACAUUAUGAAGAUGAAGUGA
Messenger RNA from Penaeus vannamei (Pacific white shrimp), 7451 nucleotides. Lineage: Eukaryota; Metazoa; Arthropoda; Malacostraca; Decapoda; Penaeidae. The record is from RefSeq and is a predicted model, not a curated record.